This is a messenger RNA of Jaculus jaculus (lesser Egyptian jerboa), 3642 nucleotides long. It is a transcript of the gene Ccdc150, whose product is annotated as coiled-coil domain containing 150. The record is from RefSeq and is a predicted model, not a curated record. Lineage: Eukaryota; Metazoa; Chordata; Mammalia; Rodentia; Dipodidae. The transcript has 29 exons.
AUGGAGCCUGUCGUCAUCCGGGACACGUGGACGCGCAUUCCGGCCAGGGUCCCGCCCGGGGCGGAGGGCCCUGCUGGGCCCGGAGAACUGCACUUCCCGGCAUGCCCUAGCCUCGGCGCGCCUGCGUGCGGAAGCGGUCCUGCUGGCGGGCUUGGUUCAAAUUGCCCUUUUAGUUCCAUGGAAACCCGGCUGCUUGCAGCGGGACGCCGCCGCCUGCUGAACGAUGGAGAGGGGGGUACUCAGGAUGGAAGAUUAAAGAUUAUAAGUUAUCUCUAUACCUUUGGCCAAAGUAAAGAUGAAAAGCAGGCCUUUAGUUACCCUCUGGACCAAGUGCAUAUGGAAACUGGAGUGUGCAGACCAGUCCUCUCUCCAACCCACAUCAAUACCACAGCUUCUGAAACAUUCACAGUACUUCAACAAAGGAUGCGGACCAUGGAGGAACAGACCAGUUCUCUGAGAGACGACCUAAUAACGUUGGGAUAUGGUGACGCAAGAAGUCAGUUAGAAACUUCAAACUGUUUAGAAGACCUUGUCAGCCAGAAAGUCAUCAGUCCUAUCUCAAGUGAAAUAGUUUGUCCACAAAAUCCAGAUAUUUUAUGCAAGAACUGGGAGUUUCUGGUAAAUCGCAUGUGCCACCUGGAAACCCUCAUCCAGUCCUUGAAGAUGAACAUCUUUCGUCUGCAAGCUGAAAAGGAUUUGAGCCCACAGAAAACAGCUUUUCUGAAGGACCAGCUGAAUACAGUCCAGGAGGAGCAUUCCAAGGACCUGAAGCUAUUGCAGCUGGAGGUGAUGAAUUUGCACCAGCAGCUGAGAGAUGUCAAACAGGAAGAAGACAAGGCACAGGACAAAGUGCAGGGACUGACGGCCACACUCGAGACCGCCUCGGAGAUGAAGAAGAAUGCAGCUACUAUCGAAGAGGAACUAAAGACCACAAAACGUAAAAUGAACCUUAAAAUUCAGGAGCUAAGGAGACAACUGGCUCAGGAGAAGUACUUCAGGGAGUCGCUAGAGAGGUCUGCAUCCUCCAUGCUACUCAAAAUACAAGAAAUGGGAUCAACAGUGGAGGAAGAGCGGAAACAGGUGCAUGUUUUGCAGCAGAACAGCAUUGCCCUGCGUAAUUCUAUACAGGCCACCCAAGAGCUGCUGGCAUUGGAACAACAAAAGAAAGGAGAGUUGGAGAUAACUAUGUCACAGCUCAAAUCUGAUCUAGUUUCUAGGGAUAAUCUCAUUUGCAAGUUGGCUGAAGAGAAUAAGAAUGCACAAAUAUCUUUCAACAAGGAACAUAAAGAAAAUGCACAUUUGAAAUCUGAAAUAAUGUCCCUCCAUGAUGUAUCAGAAAAAGCACAGGUUUUGAAUGGCCAACUGACCAGAAAGUGUGCAGAGCUAAGCAGCAUGCUAAAGAUUGCGAAGAUGGAAAAUGCUAGUAUUAUUGCUGAUCAUCAUGCCAUUCUGCAGGUGGAACAGAAAAUGAUGACACAGACAUUUCAAGAACAAAAUUUACUGUUAGAUGCAGCCCAUGCCAGCAUCACAGGUGAACUACAGACUGUUCAGAAUGAGAAAUCCCAACUCCAAACAUAUCUAAACCAUAUAACCCUGGAGUAUAAUCAGUGCAUCCAGAAAGCAAGGGAUGCUGAGAAGAGGGCAGCAGCACAAAAGGAGCUUCUAGAAUCAACCAUUGUCAGACUGCGAAGUGAACUGGAAGCAUCAAUGCAAGAGAAGAAGUCUCUGCUAGAGGAGAAAGAGCGAUGCCAAAGAGAGGUUAAUAGAGCAGAAAAAGAAAUAGCUCAAGAAAAAUGCAAUUUGGAAAAAGAAUUAGCUAAAAACAAGGUAGACAUAAAUGUAUUAACCCAAAACCUGAACACUAUAGUUGAAGAAAAUAAGCACCUUACAGAUAAGAUGGCUUCUCUUGAACUUCAGUGAAUCACUACUGAUUACCAUGGGCUUGCUCAGCAGAAGGUGGAAAAAGAAUUGGGAAAAAUAACUGACAGUAAAAAUAAACUGGCUUAUGAAAAUGGAGCACUCCAGAUAAAAGUUAAACAGCUGGAAGAGCAGCUACGUUCUUUUACUGAAACCAGUUUACAGAACGACCAUCUACGCCAACUGUAUAAGGCCUUAGAGGCCAAGUACGCUCAGGCAGAAUCAGAACUGAGUGCCAACAAAGUACAGCUGCAAUAGACAGAAGCUCACUUGAAAGAGGUGAAAUCUAAUUUUGAAAAACGUGAAGAGGAGCUGUUCCAAGCAGUGAAGUGUCGUGACAUAGCCCUGAGAGAGAGCCAGAAGUUGAGAGGGGACUUGGAGGCCCUGGAGGACAGGGAGAACAAGAAGGUGGGAAGCGUUCAGCGGCAGCUGGCGGAGGCCAAAGAAGACAACUGCAAAGUUACGAUCAUGUUGGAGAAUGUGCUCGCCUCUCACAGCAAGAUGCAGGCUGCUCUGGAGAAAGUUCAGAUAGAGCUUGGGCGAAGGGACUCGGAGAUCGCAGGCCUCAAGAAGGAAAGGGCUUUAAACCAGCAACGAGUACAGAAGCUGGAAACGGAGGUGGACCAGUGGCAGGCCAGAAUGCUGAUGGUGGAGGCCCAGCACAGCAGUGAGAUGGAACCUCUUCAAAAGUCUCUAGAUAUAACUAGAGAAGACAACAGGAAACUGGCCAUGAGCCUAGAGCAAGCUCUCCAAACAAAUAUUCAUGUGCAAGCUAAGCUAGAUCACACUCAAGAAAAGUUGGAAAAAAAAGAGCUAGAGCUGCAGAAUCUGGGAACCUUCAAAGAACGGAUGGCUGAGGAAUCCAAAGUAGAGGCUGAGUUGCAUGCGGAGCGCAUAGAGGCUCUCAGAAAGCAGUUUCAGACUGAGAGGGAGACUGCGAAGAAAGCAGCACAGCGGGAAGCUUCUGAGAUGAAGAAAGCCCUUGAUGAAGCCAACUACAGAUCAGUGGAAGUGUCCCGGACAAACCGGGAGCUGCGACAGAAACUUACUGAUCUAGAAAAAGUACUGAACAGUAACAAGGAGAAACUAAAGACCCAACAUGCCCAAAUCAAGCUGCAUCUGUCGGCAAAGGCAAAUAAUGCUCAGAACAUGGAGAGGAUGAAGCAAAUACAAACAGAAUUGAGGCAGAUGGAGAUGAUUAAGGAACAAUAUCAGAAAAAAAACUAUGAACAGUCCUUGAGCAUCCAAAGAUUUGUAGCUGAAAUGACGAACUUGCAGAAGGAGAUGCAGCUGCUAGCAAAGAGUCAGUACGAAACCACAGCACGCAACAAACAGCAAGAGCUGCGACUGACAGCAGAGCGGAAAAUGAGGCAGGAACUAGAAAAUCGGUGUCAGGAAUUGGAAGAAACUGUCAGACACCUGAAGAAAUGUAAGGAGGCAGCAGAGAAUAAACUGAAAGAAGCCCGUGUGGAGUCAGAACAGAUAACAGCUAACCUGGAAGAAGCCCAUCGCUGGUUCAAGUGCAGGUUCGAUGGAGUGCAACUUGAGCAGACAAAGAACCGCUUGCAAAGGCUUCCCCGGGAGGACACGUGGCCAGAGGAGGACCAAGAAACAAAGCACAGUGUUUCACCCAGCCAGUCUGUUCUGCAGCGGUGGGAGACUAAACAGAAUCGUGGGCUCAUGCCCAAGGAUUACCAGUGCGAGGCAGAGAAGAAGCGGCCUUGA